ACCUGAUACCUGCAUGUCACACCUGUGCACAAUUUUCUGAUGCUCAUGCAGAGAUCAAAAUCAAAGACAAGAAUGCAGACUUCAACAGUAGCUCUCCUGGUCAUUUCUGCAGUCCUCUGGGGAAACACAGAAGCAUUUUCAGACAAUGCUAUGGACUGCUGUCUAUCCACCAAGGACACUCGUAUCCCAAUGCAAGUUGUUGCAUCCUACUUUCAUCAAUCCAUAGACAGCGGAUGUCCCAUUGAAGCUACCAUAUUCAUCACAAAAAAGGGCAGGAAACUGUGCGCCCCACCAGAGAAAAAUGGCUGGAUUAGCAAAAUCAUCUCACACCUGGACAAGAAGAAAAAAAGUCCUCUGUAGGAACACAUGAAAAUGAUGACCUUAUCGCUGCACUGAGCAACACUGAAUACACAGGAAGAGACUUCACUAAAUCAACUACUGCGACAGUGUUUUUUUAAACAGAUAUUGUAAAUGAUUAAACCCUGAUAUGUUGUGUAUGUUUUACUGUACUGUCUCUCUGUAGCGAUUGUGAGUCUCAUACAUGAGAUUUCAUGCAAGCUAUAUCUCUAUUUUUAGGACAUUUUAUAUGUAUCAAACUUUGUGUGACUGGAAAUGUUUGCCAAGAAUGCUUUCAAAUAAAUUAA
This is a messenger RNA of Pimephales promelas (fathead minnow), 644 nucleotides long. RefSeq names its product C-C motif chemokine ligand 19a, tandem duplicate 2 (gene ccl19a.2). The record is from RefSeq and is a predicted model, not a curated record. Gene Ontology annotation, molecular function: chemokine activity. Gene Ontology annotation, cellular component: extracellular region. Lineage: Eukaryota; Metazoa; Chordata; Actinopteri; Cypriniformes; Leuciscidae. Gene Ontology annotation, biological process: immune response.